ACUUCCGGCGGGGCCGGAAGACCCUCUCCCUCGCGGUCUUGAGAGGUUCCCGGCUGUUGGUUCUGGAGGGGAGGUCCGGGACGUCCCGGCGAGUACUGGGCGUCGGGUUCACGACCUGUGCUUGGAGCCAUGGGUGUGAUAGGGAUACAGCUGGUCGUUACGAUGGUGAUGGCCAGUGUCAUGCAGAAGAUUAUACCUCACUAUUCUCUUGCUCGAUGGCUACUCUGUAAUGGCAGUUUGAGAUGGUAUCAGCAUCCUACAGAGGAGGAACUAAGGAUUCUUGCAGGGAAGCAAUAUAAAGGCAAAAGCAAGAAAGAUAGGAAAUAUAAUGGUCACAUUGAAAGUAAGCCACUAACCAUUCCAAAGGAUAUUGAUCUCCAUCUAGAAACAAAGUCAGUUACAGAAGUGGAUACUUUAGCAUUACAUUACUUUCCAGAAUACCAGUGGCUGGUGGAUUUCACAGUGGCUGCUACAGUUGUGUAUCUAGUAACUGAAGUCUACUACAGUUUUAUGAAGCCCACACAGGAAAUGAAUAUCAGCUUAGUCUGGUGCCUGCUUGUUUUGUCUUUUGCAAUCAAAGUUCUAUUUUCAUUAACUACACACUAUUUUAAAGUAGAAGAUGGUGGUGAAAGAUCAGUCUGUGUCACCUUUGGAUUUUUUUUCUUCGUCAAAGCAAUGGCAGUCUUGAUUGUAACAGAAAACUAUCUGGAAUUUGGACUCGAAACAGGGUUUACAAAUUUUUCAGACAGUGCGAUGCAGUUUCUUGAAAAGCAAGGUUUAGAGUCUCAGGGUCCUGUUUCAAAACUUACUUUCAAAUUUUUCCUGGCUAUUUUCUGUUCACUCAUUGGGGCUUUUUUGACAUUUCCUGGAUUACGGCUGGCUCAAAUGCAUCUGGAUGCCCUGAAUUUGGCAACAGAAAAAAUUACACAAACAUUACUUCAUAUCAACUUCUUGGCACCUUUAUUUAUGGUUCUGCUCUGGGUAAAACCAAUCACCAAAGACUACAUUAUGAACCCACCAUUGGGUAAAGAAAGUGUCCCUUUAAUGACAGAAGCUACAUUUGAUACUCUGCGACUCUGGUUAAUAAUCCUGCUAUGUGCUUUGCGGUUGGCCAUGAUGCGUAAUCAUCUACAAGCUUACUUGAACUUAGCCCAGAAAUGUGUGGAUCAAAUGAAGAAAGAAGCAGGGCGAAUAAGUACGGUUGAGCUACAGAAAAUGGUGGCUCGAGUCUUUUAUUAUCUUUGUGUCAUUGCCCUGCAGUAUGUGGCACCUCUGGUGAUGCUACUUCAUACCACUCUGCUCUUAAAAACUCUAGGUAAUCAUUCUUGGGGAAUUUAUCCAGAAUCUAUCUCUACUUUGCCGGUGGAUAAUAGUCCGCCCUCCCAUUCUGUUUACUCUGAAUUACCAUCUCCUGAUGGGAAGAUGAAGGUAACUGUUACUCAAAUAACAGUGGCACUGAGCAGCUUAAAAAACAUUUUCACUCCUCUGCUUUUUCGAGGACUUCUGUCUUUUUUGACCUGGUGGAUUGCUGCUUGUCUUUUUUCCACAAGCCUUUUUGGGCUUUUCUAUCACCAGUAUCUGACUGUGGCGUGAAUCUCAGUUAACAAAACAGGAUAUUCAAGUCAUAUUUUGAAUUCAAAUAUGUGUGCCCUUGAAGGACUGACAAAAACCAGAAGAAAGCAAAUACAAAGGAAAAUAAAAAACAUAUCAGAAUAUCUUAUUUUAAAUGCUUCCUCUGUAUUCUCAGGGUGAAUUAAUGAUAUAAUAUUUAAAAUUACAGAAUAGGUUGUUAAGUGCUAUACUGUGGCAUUGGAAUAUUAAUUCCUUGUAUUAACUGAUGUGAGAGGGCUAUCUACAGUGGUAAUACUUCUGAUUACCUUGGUUUACAAAAACCUCCAGCAGUCUUUGAAACUUCUCAUAUGACUCCAGUUUAUUGACUGAUUGCUCUUAAUGGUGUUGAGGUACUGUUGUUAUUCAUAGUGGCUGCCUAUAGAACAAUUUUCAAACUGAGCCAUGCUUUAGGGGGGAGGGAAAGGAACUAAAGUCACUUCUGUUGGUACUAGAUUAGUCACUCUUCAAACAACAAAAUCCAACAGAAAGAGAGAAAUAGCUACUGUAUAUUACAGUAAAGAAAGCUGCACAGUAAUUUUAAAUAUAAUGGAGACGUGUGUGCUUAAUAUCUAUAAGUACUGCUGCUUGAGAGUGGCAAGAGUAUUGUUUUAAAAUGUAUUCUAUCCAAUUUGAGGGAUCUUUCAAGAUGAUUGGUCAUAUGAACAUUUGCAAUCUUGCUGUUAGGUUUGGACCUCCCUUAUUUUAUUUUAUUCUAUGAUCGUAAAGAGUUCUUUUUAAUAGUCUAAAAAUAUUUAUCAAUAUUGAUCAAACUUUUAAAAAAUUUCUUUGUAAUCCUGCUGAUUAUCUGUAUGUAUUGUAUAUAUAUAUUAUAUAUUAAAUAUAUAAUAUAUUGAGAUUAUAAAAGAUGAAAAUAUCGGUUCCUUAUAAUAUUUUAAGUUGCUGAAUGUAUGUUAAAAUGUGAUUGAAUGAAUUGUAUUUGUAUCUAGGAAUUUUCUUUUUUGGAAUGAGAUUAAAAUAUGUUUUAAAAGUU
Messenger RNA from Talpa occidentalis (Iberian mole), 2602 nucleotides. RefSeq names its product transmembrane protein 161B (gene TMEM161B). Bases 130 to 1593 code for a protein of 487 amino acids. The transcript has 12 exons. The record is from RefSeq and is a predicted model, not a curated record. Lineage: Eukaryota; Metazoa; Chordata; Mammalia; Eulipotyphla; Talpidae.